GGAAAGUGUAGAUAGGGCCUUAAUAAAGCCUUCUAAUACUCAGUAGCGAUCAAACUUCAUUGCAAAAUUAAUAUUUGUUAUUGUUUCUAAGAUAUUAAAUGUCUACAGAUGCGUCCGUGGAUAAACCCUAACGCGGUGUUUAGUUAUAUUCGCAGUUCGUAAUAUAUUCGAGCUUACUUUUGCCGCAAUAUAAGUAAUAAACUAAGCCAUGAUGAGGGAAUCGGCUCACGAUAUAAACAUGGACACCUGGAAGCAAUGGAUCCUUGAAGCUAUUUCGAAGAUCAGGUCCCAGAAGCAAAGGCCAUCAGUGCAGAGAAUUUGCCAAGCAAUUGGUACCCAUCACAAGUUCCACGAGGACAUUGUGGCCGAAAAACUGGAAAAGGCCGUUGAAUCGGGAGCUGUAAUCAAGGUUUAUAAUAAGGGGCUGCACUCCUACAAGGCGCCUAUGGCCAAGCGUCGCAUCAAGGUUGACAAGAACACCAAUCUGUACAAGCUAGUGGCAAAGGCAGUUCACGAUCUCGGUGAAUGCGAGGGAUCCACCAUUAAGAGUAUUGAGAACUACAUUCAAAAGUUCAACUGUAUCGAUCUUUCACCAAAUGUGGACUUCAAGGCCGUCAUUAAGGCAUCCAUCAAAAAAGCCGUGGAUGCCGGCUUUCUGAUCCAAGAGGGAAAGUUAUAUAAAAAGGGUAAAUCUUUGACUACACCGCGGAAAUGCGCCCCUGCUUCCGAUGUGGUCAUAAAAGGGGAGGAGAGCUGUACGCACUGCUCGGGCAACUCGCAGAAGAACCUCAAUGGAAUACCAGAACCAUUAAGCUCCUGCAAACAGUGCGGGAUCUCCCUGCACACCACUUGCGCGAAUAUCGCCGGCAGGUGCAAGUCACAAUCCUACGUUCUGCUCUACAUGCUCGUCACCAAGGGCACGAACUGGGACUGCCAAAACUGCGCAGAUUGCGCUGUUUGUAAGAUGCGUAACAGGGGGCCAUGCCUGCUGCAGUGCUUUGUGUGCAAGGACCACUUUCACUUAACGUGCCUUGACACAAUUCCAGACAAGAAGCCCAAGCAUCCAUACAGGUGCAAAACAUGUUCAAAGCAAAGCUUAGAUAAUCCAAAGUUGGUUAAAAAGGAUAAUACCAGAAUCAAAAUGGAGAUUAGCAAUGAGAGAAUAACCCCCUCUGAUAAGUACGGCUCGAACAGACGGCAAACUAUCAAAAAGGAGGGAAACAUCGAGAGUCCUUCGACCUCAAAGCUUUGUGUUUACAAUGAUGGCAAUGGACAAAGGAGAAAAAUGCCUACCAGCCUGAACUCUAGAAAACUCAACCACAGUGAGGAUCAGUUUGAGUUUCCUGGCAAGCAGAAAAGGUCGCAAAUAUUACAGGGAGGUUACUUGGCUAGCCAGGAAACGCGAAAGCGAACCUUUUCUGAUCUGUCCUCCACGAGCUCAUCUAGCGAAAGUGAAGAUGAUGACGAUGAGGAUGACGACAGAAACAGGAACGGCGAUGACAACGAUCAGGACGAGAGUACAUCCUCGGAUUCGUGUACUUCAUCGAGCUCAGAUUCGGAUUCCAGCGAGAGUUCCAGCGACAGUUCCGAGUGCGAUGACGAGAACGACGAGGAGGACUACGACACCGAUCGCAGCACACUAAAAGGAAAGAUCUUCGAGAAUGAAAAGCAGAGUUGCGCUAAACUUAACACCGACGACAUUCUAGGCUCUCCGCACAACAAUGAGGUGGCUAGUGAGAACUGGGGCUUCGCUGCUGUGGCAAAAAAUCCCAUUGACAUAUUUGUAAAAUCAAAAAAUAACACCAAAAGCAUUGGUUACACCAAGCAAGUUGGAAGCACGUUUAGCACUUCCCCGGCUACGAGUCGAACGCAAAAGACCGCUCCAGUAGCUUCGUCCACUCCAGAUAAAAGUUCCACAUCCAUUAGCGGUAUGUCUAUUAGAAGACAGACCGCAAAUGGACAGAAGAAGAAGAUUGUUCCCAUGAAAAGUAUGCCCCUCGAAGCGGGCAAGUCGUACGAAAAGUGCGAGGAUGACAUUCCGUAUUUAACAGAGGAAACAGUUAUGAAAGUUCAAUUGUUGGAGGAGAUAGAACGGAGCAGAGAAACCCACAGUGAGACUGAUGGAAAACCAGAAACAAAUAACGACGAAGAUGUGCCUGGGGAAACAAAACGUGCCAAUCCCUUCGAGAAUCAGCCACUACCGCCUGGUGUUACUGCCACAGAUGUGGAAUUAUAUCAAGAGGUUCUCCACAAGGCCGUAGUUCAAAUGUCCAACAACCACAUCGAGAAGGUUAAUGAUAUAAACCUAAAACCCGGACAGAACACCCAGAGUCCCAAGUCGAUUCAAAUUGGAAAAUGGGACAUUGAAACUUGGUACUCCAGUCCCUUUCCUCAAGAGUACGCCAGGCUAUUGAAAUUGUUUUUGUGCGAAUUCUGCCUUAAAUACACGAAGAGUCGUUCGGUACUGGAUAGGCAUCAAAACAAGUGCAUUUGGAAGCAGCCGCCGGGUACUGAAAUAUUCAGACAAGGAAACAUAUCGGUAUUCGAGGUGGAUGGCAACGUUAACAAGAUAUAUUGCCAAAAUUUGUGCCUGUUGGCCAAAUUCUUUUUGGACCACAAAACGUUAUAUUACGACGUGGAACCUUUUCUAUUUUAUAUUUUGACUAAGAAUGAUCAAAGCGGAUGCCAUCUGGUUGGUUACUUCUCAAAGGAAAAGCACUGUACUCAAAAGUACAACGUGUCCUGCAUCCUGACGAUGCCGCAAUACCAGAGGCAAGGAUAUGGACGGUUUCUUAUUGAUUUCAGUUAUCUGCUGAGUCGUGAGGAGGGACAGUUGGGCACUCCGGAAAAACCUCUAUCUGACCUCGGACGUCUUUCUUACUUUUCAUACUGGAAAUCAGUUGUGUUGGAGUACUUGUACAAGUAUCGCAACCACACCAAAAUAACCUUUAAGGAUAUAGCCAUUAAGACGGGUCUUGCUAUUUCUGACAUUGCCUUGGCCUUUGAAUUAUUAAACUUUAUUAAGCUAAGAAAAAACGAUGGCGACAUAAGAUAUCAGAUUAAUGUGAAAAUCGACUGGAAGAAAGUUGUGGCUCACCAUAACAAAAUGGCUAACAGCAAAACUCGAAUAAUCAUAGAAGCAGACUGCUUGAGAUGGAGUCCAUUACUAUCGGUGUCGAAAUUACCCAACAUAAUCAAGCCAAUUUCCAAUCGGGAAUAUUUAAACAACCAAAUUGAGAAAAAAUGUGAUUUUAAGGAAAUUUCUGAAGACAACAAAAUAAGCUCAAAGCAAAGUGUUUCUAGUGCCCCGAAUUCGAGUCGAGAAAGUCCCGAAAGAAAGAAUCGGGGGCCCAGCUCCGAAAAAUUUGUUGACGAGAGAGAAAUCCAGCGAAAACGUGCAUGCCCAGAAGAGUUCUUAAAAUCAGCUCCGAAUGAGGCCAAAAAAUGCAAGAUGUCUGCAACACAGCCUGCACUUGAGGACCAGUCCCUUGGCGAGCUGUCCGACUCAUCGGAUUGCAAAUCUUCUAAGGAACUUUCGGAGCAGUUGACGAAAAGAGCUCAAAGGCUGGCCAAACGCAACGACCUAAUCCCCCACACCAACAAAAGAAAGCAUUUCGACCGGCCGCUUGAAAACAAUGCGACUUUAGCCGACGAGAGUCUUCCGGUUAAAAGCCAAUCUGAAAUUUUGGAACCCGAUUAUGGCCCCAAAUUGGAGGAAACUGCUGUCAAGGAGAUCUGCAAGAAUGUUUCGGAAAAGGAGCAUGUCGACAAACCGGUCAACAUUGUACCCAAACUGCGAGGUAAGCAGUCCAAUGGAAAACGCUCUGAGGAAUCGCAGUUCAAUGGCACUAAUCCAUCAGAGCCUGUCAAAGCUGCGUCUAUCAGUCCAGCCAAGGAAACCCCUAAGGAGCUAGUUAGGGUGCCGAAAACUGAAACUGCAGAGAAAAACCAAGAAUCGGCAAAGAACGAGGGCGAAGCCAACAGUGUGAGCGACCAAGUUUUGGAUGCAGUGGCUAAGAAAACGAAGAAAACUUUGUUUUCCGAUGUAACGUCCUACAACUCUGAUGAUGUGAAGUAUAAAGCUCUGGAUAAGGCAACAGUGAAUAGCCUUGAUCCGAAAGAAAGUCCAAACGAUGCUAUCAUAAAGGAGGUUAAACCCAUUGAAGUGCCUGAUCCCAAGCCUAAGCCGCAGACUCCCGAAAAACCGGAACAUGAUGCAGCGCCCGUUUUGCAGCAGGUAAAUGCUCCUCCUGUUGUUGAUACGGAAAAAUUUACAAAUUCCGAGAAUGAUAAGAAACUAGAGUUGGACGUGAACUAUUUAAAGUUUUCGCCUGACUCAGCACCCAUUCCGCCAGCGGUGCCCUUUCAAAAGCCACUGCCCGAAGCUAAGGAAGUCACGCCCGCACAACCUAGUGAGAUUCAACAAAAGUUACCAGAAGUGGAAAGGGUGAAAAGAGUCGAAAACUCUGUGUCCAAUCCACCAUCAAACCGUACUGAGGUUCCAUCCCUUGUUGAGCAACCAGUUCCACAGACGGUACAGCCCGCCCCGGAAAAAGUAGAACAUCCGAUGGUCAAGGAAAAUUCCGACAUAAAAGAGAAGGCGAUUAAAAAAUCUGUACCGGAGGUACCAGUUGUAAAGCCGGAAAUCAACAGCGGCGAAAAGAAAUUCGAUCCCAGCAAAGUGAAAGCUGCACCCGAAAAGGAGGUUAUUAAAUCAGACCAACAACUGGUGCAAGUCAAGGAGGAGGAAAAGACGAAUGUAAGGGCGCCCUCGGCUCCCAUUCCCAUUCGUGACAAGAACCUACUGAAGGGCAACGAACAUGCCCAGUUGCAGAACUCCAUUCCCUCCCAGUUUCAGAUCAAUCAAAUGCCUAACUAUCACACUUCGCAGUACUGGCAGUGGGAGUACUACGGCUAUAAUCUUUCGCACUUAGACGCUGCAUCACAAAAAGGACAGAAGCAGUUCCAUAAAGACCUAGCCACGACAAUGGCCUACACGCACAACUUUACGCAAAACCUUUAUCAGUCCGCCAACCUGGCCAUGCAACACCACCAUCACCAGAUGCAACAGACCAAGGAGAAGCACAAGGUGGAACGCAAGAAUAGUGGCAAGAAGGAGGAGCAGACCAAGGUGUUGUCCAGUGUCAAUGUGGUCAGCAAUGCCCGCGAGGAUGCACAUGUCCAGCACUGCAACGAGUACGCGUCCAACAACCAGGCGGCAAUCUACAAUCAAAAAUGCGCUUCUCAACAGAAGCAGGCGCAACAAAUGAAGUCCCUGGCCAAUGUCCAGAAUCCAGUACCACGACAGACUAACCCCAACCCUGCUGACUCGACUAUUCUGAUGCCUAAUGCAGUGAAUUCGCAGACUGGAAGUGUCUCUGCAAAGCAAAAAGUCGAGCAUGGCGUCAAUUCAACUUCGGUCAUUUCGCGCGAGGGAAAGCUUAAUAAGAUUGGACAUCCCAAUAUUCACGCCGCCGCCCAGCAUGCCAAUCUUCAAGGGGGCGGUGGCCAAUCCGACGUCAAUCCGAAUAUGGUGUACAACACGGAGUCCUCGACUAACUCGGCUAUGCAGCACUAUGAUUGCGGAAUCAGUGCGCAAAUAAACAUGGACUCGCCAGCCAACAUUGGCACCGCUAUCGCCCACGGUUCCCAGGAAAUUGCAGCGGGGUCAAAUGUUCACAUGCAUCCACCCCACAGGCAGUUUUCUGACUGUUCCAUGCAGAACCAACCAGUCACCACGCCCAUGCACAUGUCCAUCCAGAACUCCCAUAUGCAGCAGCAGAGUAACCUGAAUAUGAAUCUGGCCCCGGAAGGUUCGGCGAACAUCAAUCUUUUAAACAAUCCGCAGCACCAGCAUCAAAGCAGAAAAUUGAACACCCAGGCGGAUAUCGCAGUUAGUUCACCGACACCUUCUCAUAGAGCCACCACCCCCAAGCAAAUCCGCAGCGGAAAUGCCCAGCAACGUGACGCAAAAAACGCAGCGCCAGCGACAACCACAACCAAUACUCAUCAUCAGAUUCCCCAGGGUGGAGCAACGACAAACAUUUCCAAGUCGCAUCACGACUCCUUGCACAACCUGCAGUUUUCGCAGCAUGGACACCAGCAAAAUAUGCAGCCCAUCGAUUACGUGCCCAUUCCACAAAUCAGUCAGAACUUCUCCUCGAAUCCUUCGAACUACGACAUUGUUGGCAUGCCAGCGGUGAUCCAGCAGCGGAUGUCACUCAAUAGUUCCGUGCACUCGCUGGCCAACACCCACCAGCGUAUCGAGCAACCCUCUUCGGCGUGUGCGGUUAACAAUUUCUACUUGCAAAACAAUAUGCCGACUGCCGAGAAUACGCCGCGGGUGCCGGUGUCUAGUUCGCUGGGUGGUCCACCAUCGGCGGGCAACAAUGACCAGCGACAGGCGGGGCAGGAUUCAAUUACCGCAGCUAAUAGCACCGGUGCAACAGCUUCUUUGGCUGGAAAUCUGUGCAGUCUGACCAAAUUGCAACAGCUUACCAACUGCUUGGAGAGCCAGCCGUGCAACACAUCACCAGGAGCGCAGGUGAACCUGGCCCCCUCACCUCACCAUCCCCUUCCGCCGAACUCGAUGACACCGCCGCCACAUCUGCUGAUGCAGAACAGGAACAUUUCCACGCCGCCAAACAUGCUGCAGGCGCAAGUGACUCCUUUGCAGUACAAGUACUAUCCCGGCAACAUGAACAUCCCGCCCAUCACGUCGGCGCAGAACACGAGCCGGAACACCCGCAACACCCCCUCGGCCCCGGUUCAGCACACCUCGACACCUAUGGGAAGCGGAAAUAACCGGACCGCAAAUGUACACCUCACUCCGAAUUUGAUGGCUCCCUAUGGGGCCAUCAACAGCUACCGAAUGUCGCCGCAACAGUCCCCGCCCACUGGAAGCUACAGCUCGGGGAGCGAAUACCCCAACUCGCAGAUUCCGAUGCAGAUGAUGAAUAUGCAAUCUCAGUACCAGGAUGCCUGCGUGCUGCAGCGAGGCACUCCAGCUAAUGCGAUGUACCCCACGUAUUCCCCCUACUUACCUCUGAACGGUUCUAUUCGCAGAUCAUAGAUGCGCACAUUUUAUAUGUUAUUGUAUUGAGUAUGAUUGUAUAAAAAUGUGUGCUGUAAAUAAAUAUAUAUUACGUCAAUUUAACAACUCAA
Drosophila eugracilis is the source of this 7164-nucleotide messenger RNA. It is a transcript of the gene enok, whose product is annotated as histone acetyltransferase KAT6A. The transcript is spliced from 5 exons. The coding region runs from base 209 to 7072 and encodes 2287 amino acids. Lineage: Eukaryota; Metazoa; Arthropoda; Insecta; Diptera; Drosophilidae. Gene Ontology annotation, biological process: nucleosome assembly; regulation of DNA-templated transcription. The record is from RefSeq and is a predicted model, not a curated record. Gene Ontology annotation, molecular function: DNA binding; histone acetyltransferase activity. Gene Ontology annotation, cellular component: MOZ/MORF histone acetyltransferase complex; nucleosome.